Branchiostoma floridae (Florida lancelet) is the source of this 4525-nucleotide messenger RNA. RefSeq names its product fibropellin-1-like. Gene Ontology annotation, molecular function: calcium ion binding. The coding region runs from base 1 to 3879 and encodes 1292 amino acids. The transcript is spliced from 35 exons. Lineage: Eukaryota; Metazoa; Chordata; Leptocardii; Amphioxiformes; Branchiostomatidae. The record is from RefSeq and is a predicted model, not a curated record.
AUGGCGACAGACGACAGGCCAGGGGAGUUGGACAGUAUACAGCUAUCCAUGUUAAAUGGGCAGCAGUACUGGAUUGGAGCAAGGAAACUGGAUGUGUUGGACAAGUUCUACUGGGUUGAAAUAGAUAUCGAUGACUGCUUAGCAUCACCCUGUGUUCAUGGCACCUGUAACGAUGGCGUCAACUCCUACACGUGCAGCUGUGACGUGGGCUAUAAUGGAAAAGACUGCGGAACUGAAGUCGACGAGUGCGAAUCAUCACCCUGUGUUCAUGGCACCUGUAACGAUGGCGUCAACUCCUACACGUGCAGCUGUGACGCGGGUUUCAAUGGAACAGACUGCGAAACUGAAGUCGACGAGUGCGAAUCAUCACCCUGUGUUCAUGGCACCUGUAACGAUGGCGUCAACUCCUACACGUGCAGCUGUGACGCGGGUUUCAAUGGAACAGACUGCGAAACUGAUAUUGACGAGUGCGAAUCAUCACCUUGUGUUCAUGGCACCUGUAACGAUGGCGUCAACUCCUACACGUGCAGCUGUGACGCGGGUUUCAAUGGAACAGACUGCGAAACUGAUAUUGACGAGUGCGAAUCAUCACCUUGUGUUCAUGGCACCUGUAACGAUGGCGUCAACUCCUACACGUGCAGCUGUGACGCGGGCUUCAAUGGAACAGACUGCGAAACUGAAGUCGACGAGUGCGAUUCAUCACCAUGUGUUCAUGGCACCUGUAACGAUGGCGUCAACUCCUACACGUGCAGCUGUGACGCGGGUUUCAAUGGAACAGACUGCGAAACUGAAGUCGACGAGUGCGAUUCAUCACCAUGUGUUCAUGGCACCUGUAACGAUGGCGUCAACUCCUACACGUGCAGCUGUGACGCGGGUUUCAAUGGAACAGACUGCGAAACUGAUAUUGACGAGUGCGAAUCAUCACCUUGUGUUCAUGGCACCUGUAACGAUGGCGUCAACUCCUACACGUGCAGCUGUGACGCGGGUUUCAAUGGAUCAGACUGCGAAACUGAAGUCGACGAGUGCGAAUCAUCACCCUGUGUUCAUGGCACCUGUAACGAUGGCGUCAACUCCUACACGUGCAGCUGUGACGCGGGUUUCAAUGGAACAGACUGCGAAACUGAUAUUGACGAGUGCGAAUCAUCACCCUGUGUUCAUGGCACCUGUAACGAUGGCGUCAACUCCUACACGUGCAGCUGUGACGCGGGCUAUAAUGGAACAGACUGCGAAACUGAAGUCGACGAGUGCGAAUCAUCACCUUGUGUUCAUGGCACCUGUAACGAUGGCGUCAACUCCUACACGUGCAGAUGUGACGCGGGUUUCAAUGGAACAGACUGCGAAACUGAUAUUGACGAGUGCGAAUCAUCACCCUGUGUUCAUGGCACCUGUAACGAUGGCGUCAACUCCUACACGUGCAGCUGUGACGCGGGUUUCAAUGGAACAGACUGCGAAACUGAUAUUGACGAGUGCGAAUCAUCACCUUGUGUUCAUGGCACCUGUAACGAUGGCGUCAACUCCUACACGUGCAGCUGUGACGCGGGUUUCAAUGGAACAGACUGCGAAACUGAAGUCGACGAGUGCGAAUCAUCACCCUGUGUUCAUGGCACCUGUAACGAUGGCGUCAACUCCUACACGUGCAGCUGUGACGCGGGUUUCAAUGGAACAGACUGCGAAACUGAUAUUGACGAGUGCGAAUCAUCACCCUGUGUUCAUGGCACCUGUAACGAUGGCGUCAACUCCUACACGUGCAGCUGUGACGCGGGCUAUAAUGGAACAGACUGCGAAACUGAUAUUGACGAGUGCGAAUCAUCACCUUGUGUUCAUGGCACCUGUAACGAUGGCGUCAACUCCUACACGUGCAGCUGUGACGCGGGUUUCAAUGGAACAGACUGCGAAACUGAUAUUGACGAGUGCGAAUCAUCACCUUGUGUUCAUGGCACCUGUAACGAUGGCGUCAACUCCUACACGUGCAGCUGUGACGCGGGCUUCAAUGGAACAGACUGCGAAACUGAAGUCGACGAGUGCGAUUCAUCACCAUGUGUUCAUGGCACCUGUAACGAUGGCGUCAACUCCUACACGUGCAGCUGUGACGCGGGUUUCAAUGGAACAGACUGCGAAACUGAUAUUGACGAGUGCGAAUCAUCACCCUGUGUUCAUGGCACCUGUAACGAUGGCGUCAACUCCUACACGUGCAGCUGUGACGCGGGCUUCAAUGGAACAGACUGCGAAACUGAUAUUGACGAGUGCGAAUCAUCACCCUGUGUUCAUGGCACCUGUAACGAUGGCGUCAACUCCUACACGUGCAGCUGUGACGCGGGUUUCAAUGGAACAGACUGCGAAACUGAUAUUGACGAGUGCGAAUCAUCACCCUGUGUUCAUGGCACCUGUAACGAUGGCGUCAACUCCUACACGUGCAGCUGUGACGCGGGUUUCAAUGGAACAGACUGCGAAACUGAAGUCGACGAGUGCGAAUCAUCACCCUGUGUUCAUGGCACCUGUAACGAUGGCGUCAACUCCUACACGUGCAGCUGUGACGCGGGUUUCAAUGGAACAGACUGCGAAACUGAAGUCGACGAGUGCGAAUCAUCACCCUGUGUUCAUGGCACCUGUAACGAUGGCGUCAACUCCUACACGUGCAGCUGUGACGCGGGUUUCAAUGGAACAGACUGCGAAACUGAUAUUGACGAGUGCGAAUCAUCACCCUGUGUUCAUGGCACCUGUAACGAUGGCGUCAACUCCUACACGUGCAGCUGUGACGCGGGUUUCAAUGGAUCAGACUGCGAAACUGAAGUCGACGAGUGCGAAUCAUCACCCUGUGUUCAUGGCACCUGUAACGAUGGCGUCAACUCCUACACGUGCAGCUGUGACGCGGGCUUCAAUGGAACAGACUGCGAAACUGAUAUUGACGAGUGCGAAUCAUCACCCUGUGUUCAUGGCACCUGUAACGAUGGCGUCAACUCCUACACGUGCAGCUGUGACGCGGGUUUCAAUGGAACAGACUGCGAAACUGAUAUUGACGAGUGCGAAUCAUCACCCUGUGUUCAUGGCACCUGUAACGAUGGCGUCAACUCCUACACGUGCAGCUGUGACGCGGGUUUCAAUGGAACAGACUGCGGAACUGAUAUUGACGAGUGCGAAUCAUCACCCUGUGUUCAUGGCACCUGUAACGAUGGCGUCAACUCCUACACGUGCAGCUGUGACGCGGGCUUCAAUGGAACAGACUGCGAAACUGAUAUUGACGAGUGCGAAUCAUCACCCUGUGUUCAUGGCACCUGUAACGAUGGCGUCAACUCCUACACGUGCAGCUGUGACGCGGGUUUCUAUGGAACAGACUGCGAAACUGAAGCUGACGAGUGCGAAUCAUCACCCUGUGUUCAUGGCACCUGUAACGAUGGCGUCAACUCCUACACGUGCAGCUGUGACGCGGGUUUCUAUGGAACAGAUUGCGGAACUGCACUGCAAGUGGCAGGAGCCAUGCAGCAAGUGAAACGGCUCGCAUUUGAUGAUGACAAAAGAAACAGGAUAAAAGACGAUGAUGUCCUAGACGAUGAAGUACAUCUGUGGCCAACUAAGUGGCUACAAGACAUUGAGAAGGAAAAGGGAUACCCAUCUUCAGGAUACUCGUCCAGCAUAGAAGGUGGACAGUCGUCCAGGAAGUCAUCAAGCACCGUACCAGUGCAGGAAAGGAAACCAUCCAAGUACCCUCGCCGCAGCCACCAGAUGGAAGUAGAUAUGGGCAGUGAUGUCGUGUCUCGCCACUAUGACAACAAGUUGUUGCUGAAGCGGUUGUCAUACCCUUCCUCCGUCCCAUUACCAGACUAUGAUAAUGGCGGCGUGAGAAGGGGAAGGGUUUCUAAUGUAUCUAUUACGUCCUGUUAACACCAUCACGUUUCCAAUUGUAAACGCUAAGACAACAUCAUCUAAGCCCCCUGGAAUCUUACGCUGGUCAGAAUAAUGGGGUGUCGUUUCCGGCUGGGCACUUGGGUGGAACGUUUGGGCCCGUCCGCGGCUUUUUUUCGAUAGAGAUUACACAUAGAAAACCUUCAUGAUAGUAUUUGUAUGAUUAUGUUGAUGAUAUUUUUGUCUUACUCAACACUGUUAUCAAACUCUGUUGUCUUAAGUUAUUCAUUCAAUAAGAUCCCUAGUGAUAUAAGACGAAUAUGUCAUUGACCUGACAAUGACCUUUAAUAAAAGAAGACUAUAAUGUUUUAAACCGACUGUGGUCUAUUAUGACCUGGAAUAAGAUUAGAAGAGUUAAAACUGAUCUUACAACGUGCAUGUGGACAUCACACAUGAAAAGAACUCAGGACCAACUAUAUGUAUCAAUGGAAUUUAGAAUGAUGGAAGUUUAAGGAUUAAUUACACCAGUAAAAGUAUAAUCUUAUUUCAAAAUCUUUACCACUGUACAUACACUGAAAGUUAUAAUUACAAUGUCUAAUAGUCAUUUUCACAGAAUGUAUGUUUACUCAAUUCUUCAACGUGUCUACGCAUCUUGGCAACGUAAUUAAAGUAACCUGCUAUCCUA